Molecule: messenger RNA, 1719 nt
Organism: Uncinocarpus reesii 1704
Lineage: Eukaryota; Fungi; Ascomycota; Eurotiomycetes; Onygenales; Onygenaceae
Exons: 5
Coding region: 1-1719 (572 amino acids)
Biological process (GO): DNA-templated transcription
Molecular function (GO): DNA binding; zinc ion binding
Source: RefSeq, a predicted model, not a curated record
AUGUCGUUGUUUGUCUUUCAAGCAAUGCUAUUUGCAAGUUGCGCGCUGCUUUACGAUCUGAAUGCUGAGCAUAAUAUAUUAUCUAAAGCCCAAGGUUCUGUGCUGCUCACUUACCAGAGCUCCUCGGUAAACCUCCAUGCUGGCAGUUUGUGGCUCACAAGUGCGAUUCAAAACGCAUUGCUUUUGGAAGCACACAAUUACCAUAAGCUCGACCAUAAUGAUCCGCUUCGCAAUACAAAGAAAAGGCUCUGGUGGUCUAUCUUGCUAAGAGACAGAAUCUUGCCCCUAGGCCUGCGGCGCCAUCUCCAGAUCAGUCGCCCGAAUUUCGACUUGUCUUUGGAUUAUAUGAAUGAAGACGACAUGCAGGAGGAGAUAUAUUGCUCCGAAGUUUACAACGUUGAAACUAAACGCCACUUGACGAGAGUCCUCAAUCUUCAGUGUCAACUUGCAAUGGUUCUCACAGGGGUGGUGACAACCGUCUAUUCAGCUAACGGUUUCACGCAGCCACGACCAAUGGCUAAAACAGACCUUGAGAAGAGUAUGGCCGAUAUUGUGAAGUUCAGAGAGGACUUGGCAGAAUGGGCAAAUGAUGCAAAAGUAGCAUUCAACCCCUUCUCUGGAUCGAAUAAUGUACACGAAUCGGUUAUUCUCUACUCGGAAUUGACCUAUAUGUACUAUCAUUCUGCCCGCGUGGCAUUAUGCCAUUAUGAAACUUUGGUGGUUGAGGCCAAUCCUGAGCUCAUAUCCGGUUCCUAUGAAAAACGGCUUGAAACUAUCAAGGACGAACUGGAGAGCGCAGCGUUAGGAAUAACAAAGUGUGUCAAACGGUUGUUGGCGCACGGUGUUGCACGCCAUCUUCCCAUCAGCGCGAUCGCUUAUACGGCACUGCCUCUCGUUUUAAUCGCCCUUGACGUCAAACUUUCGGGAUCUGUGUCCCAAUCAGCUACCAGAAAACGGAGAUUACGAUAUUAUGCGGAAAUCAUGCAGUUGUACCGAAGUCGAUAUGACGGAACGGAUGACGUUGCAGUAUAUAUACGAGAAAUCCUUCAGUUUGCGGAAACUCAAAAUUUGUCCAUUUCUAUCCGACCGAUGAAAAGUGACGAUUGCGCCCCUGUGCAAGAAACAAGGGGUUGGGCGGAGGUGUUUGUUAGACAGCCACGUUUUUACCUGCGCAUGUCCCUUACUCUUGAUUAUGCCCUUGCUCGGGGUCGAUAUCCUCAGGACAGUGACCUUCCGGUUCUUGUUCGUGAAUUGCCGGUAAAGGGUGUUUUAUCAUCCACCAUCUCAAAUAUUGCGCGGGUUCAAGAAGUCACCACAGAAGCCUCCAAGCAAGAUUUGGAACAACCGUCGACCGCCACCGAAUCAUCAUCGCCGAAAGUAAACAUCAGUCGCAACGCCGAUGGCGCGUCCAUGGUCGACGUGCUGCCUGCCACCGAAGCUCUGUCAUCCCCGACAAAUUCAUCACCAAACGAAGUCAGCCCGACAUGGCCAGGCCAACGCCAGCACCAGCGGUCAACAUCUGUUCAGUCUCAUUCUGCCCGCCAGCGUUCACUAUCUCCACCGCGCCAGAAUUUUCAGGACAUCAAUUUGGAUUUUUUGGACCUUGGAUGCGCGCAGAGCAUGGAAAACGUACAAUAUCCUGAGGAGACCGGAGUGAGCGGUGAUAUUGACUGGGCGAAUAAUAUGCUGGAUGAAAUUUUGAGCGCGAUUCCGGCAUAG